This is a messenger RNA of Leucoraja erinaceus (little skate), 865 nucleotides long. RefSeq names its product otospiralin (gene otos). The transcript is spliced from 4 exons. NCBI's taxonomy places the organism in Eukaryota, Metazoa, Chordata, Chondrichthyes, Rajiformes, Rajidae. The record is from RefSeq and is a predicted model, not a curated record. Gene Ontology annotation, biological process: sensory perception of sound. Bases 155 to 460 code for a protein of 101 amino acids.
AAAAGUGACGUUCAUUUCCAUUUAAAUAGACCGAGCCAAUUUAAACAUCUCGUCCCACAGGUAGCCAGGAACGCAUUCUAGACCUGAGGCUUAAUUUUAAGGCUUUUGCUUCUUUUCCUUCUCAAUCACUGCAAUCCCAGAUUAAAAAUUCAAAAUGAAGUGGUUUAUCUGUGUUGGGCUGUUUAUACUUCUCACUUUGAGCACACUAACUGAUGCCAACGUGAUCCGACAGCCCGACGAUCAUCAUGUGGAAAAACGAAGCCCUCCAUACUGGCCUUAUUCGACAACUGAUUUCUGGAGAUACGUGGAGUAUUUCCGAAGCAUUGGAGAUUAUGACCGAAUCCAGCAGCUAGCCCACAUUUUCUAUGCUCAUUUCCCCAUAGGGAAUACUAUGGGCUAUGACACACCGGAACAACAGGAAAUACAAAUUGAGGUUGCAAAGGAAGCACACACAGAGUGAAAAUGCAAGCAAACGCAUUUGGUCCAACACAAAAAUAAAUAGAGUAGAGCGAACAUCAUUAGAAUAAAAUUACUUUAACAUUAUAAUCCACCUUAUCUAUCUGUUGCAUGUACUGUAUGUAGUGCCACAAUUAUACGGGGCCUUAUAUAUAACCACAUUACAGAACACACCUGCACUGUGCAAAGUGUUUUCUUCAUAGAAUGCAUCUUUAUUUUAACAAAAAUGAUUUAUUUUAACUUUUGUAGCUGAAAUUGGUUUAAUUUAAAUUUCGGAGAAUUGUAACAUUAUUAAUUAUUCAAAGCAACACUAUUUCUUGUCAAACAUGUAACUUCUUAAAUUUAAAAUCAGUGUGCAUACAAUGAUUUAUUUCUAACUUGCUAUAAUAAAAUAUACAUAUCUAAUGAA